Trichosurus vulpecula (common brushtail) is the source of this 2163-nucleotide messenger RNA. Its product is annotated as microtubule-actin cross-linking factor 1-like. Gene Ontology annotation, cellular component: intermediate filament; cytoplasm; microtubule. Bases 1 to 2163 code for a protein of 720 amino acids. The record is from RefSeq and is a predicted model, not a curated record. Gene Ontology annotation, molecular function: calcium ion binding; cadherin binding; microtubule binding. Gene Ontology annotation, biological process: regulation of focal adhesion assembly; regulation of microtubule-based process; intermediate filament cytoskeleton organization. Lineage: Eukaryota; Metazoa; Chordata; Mammalia; Diprotodontia; Phalangeridae. The transcript is spliced from 10 exons.
AUGGAGACAGAGCUAGACCACAGUUUGUGUGGAAAAACCCCUGGUAGUUUUGGUGGACAGGUGCUAGGCUGGGCACAGCAACAGGGCCAGCGGGUGGCUGACCAGCUUGCCACCAUGGCAGCUGAGCGAGAGGAGCUGGCCCGCCUGCUGGACUGGAUCGCCUCAGCUGAGGAGGCAUUGAGCCUUCGAGACCAGGAGCCCCUGCCUGAGGACAUCCAGAUGCUGGCAGAUCUAUCAGCUCAGCACACGGAAUUCACUGAAGAACUGAGCAGGAAGCAACAAGAGGUGGAGGCAGCCAUGAGAAGUUGCAAAAGGAGGCUGGAGCCAUCUCCCCCGGCACCUCCACAGCCCCCACCAAGAAGGAGAGGUACAGGAAAGGCCCCACCAGGGCCCCUGGUGCCGCUCCUGGAGCUGCAGCCUCAGAACCCCCUGGGAGCCCGGCUUCUUCAACGUUGGCAGCAGCUAUGGCUCAGGGCCCUGGACCGACAGUACCGGCUACAGGCUGCUACCCAGCACCUGGAGGAGCAAGCAGCCUUUGCACACUUUGAUUUUGGUGGAUGGCGGAAACGAUACUUGCAGUGGAUCAGUCAUAGAAAGUCUCGGCUCCUAGAUGUGUUCCGUGCCAUUGACCGUGACCAGGAUGGACGAAUCACCCACCAGGAGUUCAUUGACAGCGUCCUUGCCUCCAGCUUCCCCACCAGUCUGCUGGAGCUGAGUGCUGUGGCCAGUAUCUUUGACACCAAUGGAGAUGGAGUUAUUGACUAUGGUGAAUUUGUCAGUGCGCUGCACCCAAGCCGGGACCCUCGAGGCCGGGGUCCUGAUGCAGAACACAUCCAGGAUGAGGUAAGGCGGCAAGUAUCUCAGUGUCAAUGUGCCCGGCGCUUCCAGGUGGAGCAAAUCAGUGCCAACCGCUACCGAUUUGGGGAAUCUCAGCAACUUCGACUGGUGCGGAUCCUAAGAAGCUGCCUCAUGGUCCGUGUUGGAGGUGGCUGGAUUGCACUAGAUGAAUUCCUGGUCAAGAAUGACCCUUGCAGAGUGAAGGGACGAACUAACCUGAAGAUUAAUGAGAAGUUCCUGACUCCAGAUGGGACCCCUGAUCCCCCUCCCAAAAGCUUGUCUCGGAGCUGCUCUGCCUCUAACCUCAGUCUUUCCAGCAGCGCCUCAGCCCCCAACAGCCCCCAGGCCCGAAAGUCAGUGCUUCGGAGAACCCGGUCUGGGGACAGGGCACCCCGCCCCUUCAGCACCACACCGCUCACUAGUAGCACUGAUAGCAAGCCCAGAGCAGCUAUUGAGGUAUCAGUGGAAAGCAAGCCUAUCCGGGUACCUAUGGGCACAGGGCAGGUACCUGACCCAGAAAGCACAGAGAAGGCACUAGAAGGUACACAGCAGGCACCAGAGGAGUCAGAACAUAUGCCAGAGAAAGCAAAAAAGCAGGUAACAGAGGAGAUACAGCAGGCAUCAAAGACAGAGCAGGCACUGGACAGCAAAGAUCGGGCACCAGAGGAAACAGAGAAGGCAGGUGGGAAAGGAGCAGAGGGGGCAUGGGAAGGCACAGGACAGGAACUAGAGAAAGAAGCACAGCAGGUGCUGGAGGAGACAGCUGUGGUACUAGAGACAGAGUGGGCACUGGAGGGCACAGGACAGGUGCUGGAGAAAGAAGCACAGAAGGAAGCGAAGGAGAUAAAACCGGGACUAGAGGCAGAAUGGGCACCAGAGGACACAAAGCAGGCACCAGAAAGGAGUGAAAGGACACUGGAGGAGGAAGAGCUGGAACCAAAGGGGAGAUCAAAGGCACUGGAGGAGAGAGAGAACCUACAGGAGGAAGAGACAGAGCAGGCACAGAAGGGCACAGAGUGGGUACCAGAAUGGAAGGAGAGGGCACUAGAAGGGACAAAGGAAGGAUCUAAGGAAGAAACAAAGGGGAUGGGAAAUGAGGCUCUAGAAGAUUCACUAGAGGAGACAGAAAGGACAAAGCAGGCAGCAGAGGGCACCGAGUGGGCAGCAGGACAGACAGAGAAGACACCAGAGGUUACAGGGUGGGCACCAGGACAGACAGAGCAAGAACUGGAGAGGAAAGAGCAGGGCCUAGAACAGAGCAAGAGUGAACUAGAGGAGAGCAAGCAGGGGCUGGAGGGCACCAGAAUACAACCCAGGCAGAGCUGA